This is a messenger RNA of Suncus etruscus (white-toothed pygmy shrew), 837 nucleotides long. Its product is annotated as E3 ubiquitin-protein ligase SIAH1A-like. The record is from RefSeq and is a predicted model, not a curated record. Gene Ontology annotation, biological process: proteasome-mediated ubiquitin-dependent protein catabolic process; multicellular organism development. NCBI's taxonomy places the organism in Eukaryota, Metazoa, Chordata, Mammalia, Eulipotyphla, Soricidae. Gene Ontology annotation, cellular component: cytoplasm. The coding region runs from base 1 to 837 and encodes 278 amino acids. The transcript has a single exon. Gene Ontology annotation, molecular function: zinc ion binding; ubiquitin conjugating enzyme binding; ubiquitin protein ligase activity.
AUGAGUCAGCCUUCAUCUUCAGCAUCUAAUGGAACAAACCAGAGUGUGCCCACUCAGUUGGACACAGCUGAGUUAAACAGGGAGUUGGUGAGUAUUUUUGAGUGCCCUGUUUGCUAUGAAUAUGUGUUACCCCCCAUUUAUCAGUGUCAUCGUGGCCAUCUUGUUUGUAUCCACUGCCGCCCAAAACUCACAUGCUGCCCAAGUUGUAGAGGCUCAUUGAGAUCCAUUCGCAAUUUGGCUAUGGAAAAAGUGGCCAAUGCAGUAUUUUUUCCUUGUAAAAAUGCCUCAACUGGGUGUGUGCUAUGCCUGCCAUACCCAGAGAAACUUAAACAUGAGGAUAUUUGUAAGUUUAGAUGUUUUCCUUGCCCAUGCCCUGGAACUUCAUGUAAAUGGCAGGGCUUAAUGGAUUUAAUUGUUCCCCAUCUGACACAGGACCAUGAGUCUAUUAUAACCCUACAGGGAGAGGAUAUAAUUUUCCUGGCUACAGAUACUAAUCUUCCUGGUAAUAUUGACUGGAUAAUGGUGCAGUCUUGUUUUGGCUUUCAUUUCAUAUUAAUUUUGCAGAAACGGGAAAUAUAUCAUGGUCACCAGCAAUUUUUUGCCAUUGUACAGAUGAUAGCAUCCAUAAAUGAUGCAGAAAAGUUUCUUUAUCGCCUUGACCUAAGUUGUCCUAAGCGACGAUUAACUUGGGAAGCGACCCCUAAAUCUAUUUAUGAAGGAGUUACAGAAGCCAUUUUGAGUGGUGACUGCUUUGUCUUUGAUACCACCAUUUCAGACAUUUUUUCGGAUAGUGGCAAUUUAGCAAUUAAUGUGACUAUUUCCAAGCGUAACAGUUAA